AUGGAGAUGAGCGAAACACUUCCACUUCAUGCUGGCACGACACCGCCAACUUCAACCAUAGACGCAGGACGGACUGCACUUCAGGACUAUCAACACCAGCUGAUGAUACUAGAAGAGCAGAACCGCCAACUCAGACAGUCAAAUAUGGCCAACAACAACUUCAAUCCAAACACCGAGUCCCAGCGUCGGCCACCGUCUAACGGAUCACUUUUCACUGCUGGUCCAAUACGCCGUCCAUACCCGCCAGCACCACCACCUGCGUCGACACGAUGCACCGCAUGCGGAGAUACCCUCGAACCCAAGAAAAUGCUGCACCUCAACUGCCGCUGCGCCUACUGCAGCUCCUGCCUCACGCACCUCUUUACCCGCGCCAUGACAGACGAAACUCUCUACCCUCCAUCGUGCCACCUCUUGCCCAUCGACUUCGCCAAAGCUCGGCCAUUCCUUCCUCACACUCUCCUUCGAACCUACCGCCACAAAACCAUCGAGCUCAACACGAAGAACAAAACAUACUGCUCCAACAUCGCGAAGUGCAACGCUUUUAUCGCUCCGCAUAGCAUUCACAACGGGCAAGCGUUUUGCCAGAAGUGCGGACAGGCGACUUGUGUUAAAUGCAAAGAGAAGGAACACUUUGGUCCUUGUGAUGAGACCAAAGGACUUCUGGCUGUAAUGCAGAUGGCAGGGCAGAGGAAGUGGAAGGCUUGUCCUGAGUGCAAGAGGGUAGUGGAGAAGGCAGAUGGAUGUAAUCACAUCGUAUGCCGCUGCGGAACGGACUUUUGCUAUGCAUGUGGUUCGAUCUACGGGGGGUGUGACUGCGAGGAGGCAGAUGAGGAGGACGAAGAUGACUACGUCAUGGAUGAGGCACUGCUCGAAAACUUACGAGCUCAGAUGCCACCGCACCGACCGAGAACUCCAGUGCUCAGAGACUUGCAGGAGGAUAUCAUCGAGGAUACGAUGGUGGCGCCUUUUGGUUGGGACCAGGACGAGUUCACUGAUCGUUAG
Messenger RNA from Cercospora beticola, 1002 nucleotides. Its product is annotated as BRcat and Rcat domain-containing protein. The record is from RefSeq and is a predicted model, not a curated record. Lineage: Eukaryota; Fungi; Ascomycota; Dothideomycetes; Mycosphaerellales; Mycosphaerellaceae. Gene Ontology annotation, cellular component: cytoplasm; ubiquitin ligase complex. Gene Ontology annotation, biological process: positive regulation of proteasomal ubiquitin-dependent protein catabolic process; ubiquitin-dependent protein catabolic process; protein polyubiquitination. Gene Ontology annotation, molecular function: zinc ion binding; ubiquitin protein ligase activity; ubiquitin conjugating enzyme binding.